Messenger RNA from Mesorhabditis spiculigera, 1230 nucleotides. The record is from the annotation of a GenBank genome assembly. Lineage: Eukaryota; Metazoa; Nematoda; Chromadorea; Rhabditida; Rhabditidae.
AUGCAGAAAGUCGUUGAAGAGACGCCGAAAACUUAUCGCCGCAUAUAUUUGGUGUACGAUGAGUCUGGGGAGCGGAUGACGCUUUGGAUGGUGACGAAUCGCAUGGAAACCCAGCUCGAAAUGUCGUCCACGGACCGCGAGGAAGUUGAGGAGAUUAUUGAGGGAGAGCACGAGCGCCUUCCGCCCCGGACAGUCACACUCCCGCCGGAUUGUUCUGAUCUCCUCGUGUGGAUUCACGCGCCCGCAUUCAAACUCUACCUGUCAAAUUCCAUCGUUGAUGAGGCUCGUGGCUUGCCGCUCGCCCUCGGAAAUACGUUCUGGACGUCGUUGAAUAUGAAAGUGACGCGAAUGAUCAAUCCAAAAGGCGCGGCUUCCACUGCCCAACUGCAGCAAUUUAUCGAGCACGUGAAGCCCGCCGAGUUCUACUACCACACUUGUCUCAACGAUCAUUCGACGAGCCACGAGGAAAGUGCAGUCUUUUUGCAGAGUCCUGCUUUGCGUGCGGCGAAGACGCUUCACCUGGUGCUCGAGACGACAAAUCUCUUCUGGAUACACGCGCUUCGGCCCAAAGACUUGCUGCUCGUUAUCAAAGGCGACGACGGUGAUCCCGCUGAACUGGUCCAUGUCGAGGUCUUUGUUACUGCACUCAUCCAGCGUUGGCUGCACGGCACGGAAGAAUACGGGAAAAUCCAGAUCGAAUCCGUGGUCGAUAAGCUGGGCCGGAUGAUGCGCUCUGAAAUGGGAUGGAUCGAUCGGAAAUACGAGGGAAUGGAGCUCAUUCUCAGAGCCAGCGAUGGACAAGCCUUGCUGGUCUAUUGGGAUGAAGAGAAUGCCUGUUUCUACCUCCUUCCCUGCAACUAUAAUUUUCGACGGAGUCGCUGUCUCGGAAGUUACGAACGAAACGAGGCGGCUCUCGCUAGGAUUUGUGGACUGAUCGUCCUGGCCGAGUUUCGAUCUCGGUACAUUUUGGAGCUUGCAGCGGAGACGCUGAAAUGUGUCGAGAAGGAGUGCGUCAAGUUCAACGCGUACAACAAGGGCGCCACGCAGAUGGAUCUGUUGACGGACGCGAUCUGGCGCCCAAAAUCCCAGCGGCGCUCCCCGUGGGCAACAGUUGACGGUCGUAUCGAGCAGUCGGCCACCUAUCCGUUGAACCCGAUCCACUGGCGCGCGUACGACUACGCGAAGGCGCUCGAGAUGACGGGCCGACUGCCGUCAUUCCCACCGAUAAAU